AGUUAUAGUGUUCGGUGCCUUGUACCGGCUAGGGUUUCGUGCGCAGUGAAUCCAUCUGGAGGAAAUCCAUGGAAAUCAGCAAUCACAAUACGAAACGCAAACGCGACGCCGUGGAGUACGAACAGGAGGAAUACGGAGCCGUCCGACAAGCCCCUCCGGACAUCCAAAACAAUGAAAUUGAUCUUUCCCUCCUCGAAGCCCUUGAAAAAUCCCAGCAAGUCGCCGUUGAAGCGCUCGACCAGAAGACUGUAAAAAAGCUUGUACUCUCUUUCGAACGCCGCCUUAAGGAGAACAUUGCAGCCCGGCUAAAGUAUCCCGACCAGCCAGACAAAUUCGUGGACUCUGAGAUGGAACUCCACGACGAGAUUCAGAAGCUGAAAGUUCUUGCCAGCGGACCUGAAUUUUACCCAGAUUUAGUGAACCUGGGCACCAUUGCCUCCAUCAGCAGCUUGCUCAAUCAUGAAAACACCGAUAUAGCUAUAGACGUUGUUGGGCUGCUUCAGGACCUCACGGACGAGGAUGUCCUGGAGGACAACGACGAGCCUGCUCAAAUCCUCGUUGACGCUCUAAUUGAGAACAAUGUGCUUGAGCUGCUAGUGCAGAACCUCAGCCGAUUAACUGAUACUGACCCGGAUGAAUCAGCAGCAAUAUACAACACUCUAGCUACAAUCGAGAACUUCAUUGAAGUGAAACCCUCAGUCUCCGAGCUUGUAUGUGAGAGAACUAAGUUAAUGAAGUGGUUAUUGGGUAGACUCAAGGCCAAGGAGUUUGACAGCAACAAACAAUACGCUUCUGAGAUUCUGGCGAUCUUGUUGCAGAAUAGCACGACCAAUCAGAAGAGGUUAGGGCAAAUGAAUGGAGUGGACACAGUUUUGCAGGCUGUGGCAUCUUACAAAUCAAAGGACCCUAAGACUUCGGACGAGGAAGAGAUGGUUGAGAACUUUUUUGACUCGUUAUGCUGUUUGUUGAUGCCAUUGGAGAACAAAGAAAGAUUUGUGAAGUCUGAAGGAGUUGAGCUGAUGAUUAUAAUUAUGAAUCAGAAGAAGCUAUCUUAUGGGUCUGCAAUAAGGGCAUUGGAUUUCGCAAUGACUAAUUAUCCCCCAGCUUGUGAGAGGUUUGUAGACGUAAUGGGGUUAAAGACUGCAUUUCCUGCUUUCAUGGGUAAGAUUCCUUUGAGCAAAAAGAACAAGAAGCGCUUCAAGGAAGAAUUAGAAGAGCGCCUUGUAUCACUAGUUGCAUCAUUAUUUGGUGGAAUCUUGAAAGGAUCCAGAAGAGAGAGACUGUUGAGUAAAUUUGUUGAAAACGAGUGUGAGAAGAUAGACAGGCUUAUGGAACUAUACAUAAGAUAUUCUAAUAGAGUGAAAAAAGAAACUGCCCAGUUUGAUCAGCUCGAACUUGAUGAUUUGGAGAUGGAUGAAGAUGAAAAGUAUAACAGAAAGCUAGAAGCAGGACUUUAUACCCUUCAGUUGAUUGCUGUAAUUCUUGGCCAUUUAUGGACUUCUGAGCACCCCCGGAUUAGAGCAAGGAUUGAACUGCUGUUGAAGCAGCAAAAGCUCACUAAACAAGAUGUGAAGGAUAUACUCCAGGAAUAUCAUGACAACAUUGGUGAUUUUAAUGGUACAGAAGAGAAGGAGAGGACACAAUCAAGAGUCCAAAGGUUUAUUUCAGCCUUUUGAUUUAGGAGUCUUAUCUGAAAAUAUUGCUGAUGUGAAUGAGUGUGCACUUCUCUCGAGUAUCAUUGUGUUUGUAUCGAAUUAUUGAUUUGUACAAUCUGUUUCUUCCUUCAUUAGUGAGAGGGGAUUAACUGCAUGAAGUGUUCGGGGUGGGGGCAUGUCUAUAGAGAAAAGCUAAUUCAAACUAUUUUGUGCGUACUAUAAUCCCUUUUAGUGAAAAUUAGUUCGUGACCAAAAUUGAUGUUCAUGGAGGAAACUUGCCUUCUUGAUUGAUUGAUAUUUUAC
Molecule: messenger RNA, 1958 nt
Organism: Cuscuta europaea
Lineage: Eukaryota; Viridiplantae; Streptophyta; Magnoliopsida; Solanales; Convolvulaceae
Source: the annotation of a GenBank genome assembly